ACACUAGCUACUGGUGUGUAACUGAAAGUGUGUGCUGUAUAGAGUCGUUAUAUUCACCCCCAACUGUGGUAUCUACAACAGAACCCGCUAUCUCCUUCAUCUCGAUGUCUGUCUGACUCAUUCGUUCCCUUUCUACUCGAGUGCUGGUCCCUAUUUUCGACGUUUCGGCGCAUUCAAGGUCGUGUUCACUUUCAUCUCAUGUUUGUAGUAACAAGCUGACUAGUCUACUACUGUACUGGAUUUUUGCAAUACCGUGAACUUGAAAGAUCCAUUGAGAACAAAUUUUGACAUUCGUUAUUUUUGAAUUUUUUAAUUAUUUAUUUUUGGUAAAAAAAACGUUUCUUAAUUACUUACUUGUGCGGAAAUCAGGUGAUUAUUGAUUCCAGUGCCGCUAAUUUGUUACAGGACAGUAGGAGGAUAUUUUUAGAAAUUAAUUUUGUAGUUAUUUUAAUUAAAAAUGGAAUUAAAAGGGAAAGUUGCUUUAGUUACUGGGGGAUCUUCGGGAAUCGGCAGAUCUUUUGUUGAAGAGUUACUCAAUCAAGGAGCUAAGGUUACGAUAUGUGAUAUUAAUGCUGAAGAAGGUGAAAAAUUAGCAAAUGGGUUGGCACUUAGACACGGCAAAGAUCGUGUUAUUUAUUGUCAGUGUGAUGUUACUGAUUAUCCUCAAUUUGAAGAAUCAUUCAGAAUAACAAUUUCGACAUUUGGUCAUAUUGAUAUUCUUAUCAAUAAUGCUGGGAUCAUGAACGAUAGAUUUUGGGAGCUUGAGGUCGACAUUAAUCUCAAUGGAGUAAUUCGGGGCACGAUGUUGGCACAGCGAUAUUUAGGAAUAGACAAAGGCGGCCGCGGGGGUGUUGUGAUAAACACGGGCAGCAACGUGAGUUUGAAUCCAUACGUAAGUGUCCCGAUAUAUUCGGCAACAAAGGCGGCAAUUGUCAGUCUCACCCGAGCAUUCGGCGACAAAUAUCACGUGGAUCUCACUGGAGUAAAAGUCAUGUCUUUGUGUCCAAGUGCGACAGACAGCAAUCUUGUCCGUGAUGUGGGCAAACAAUUGCUAUCACCCAGAUACGAGGACGCUUGGCGACGUGAUACCGCCUCCUGCAUUCCACAAAAAGCUGAACAUGUGGCCAAAGCAUUAACACACGUGCUGACAAAUGGAAAGAGCGGAAGUGUUUGGCUCGUGGAAAACAGCCAACCCGUUCGUGAAAUAGUCUUCCCGAAGCAUUAAACUAAAGAAUAAUAAAAAAUCAUUAAAAUUUUAAAAGUACGUUAAGUAAAAAAAUAUCAGAUUUGAUAAAAGAAUUUUUGAGACAUUCCUCGCUUCACCUGCUGAAUAAAUCCUGCCGUUUUAUACACCGUCGAAAAAUUUUUUAAGGAAAGUAAGCGAUUAUCUACUCCGCCCAAAGGGACUCCCGAGCUCAUAUAAAUUUAAAGUUUUAAAUUUUCAUCAUUCGCAUUGAUAUUUUCCAACAAACCAAACUUAUUUAUAAUAAUAAGUGUUUAAGAAAAAAAAAAAUAAUCAUUAAUGACAUUUUCAGACAGUGCCCCCCCUCCCCACUUUUUCAAAGUAUUCAAUAAUUUCAACCGUCAUCACCGUAGUAAUAUUUUAUUAAUUAAUUGAUUAGAAAAAAAAAUGAAGCAUUAGUUGAAAAAAGGACAGCGGAGUUGCGACCCUGUCCAAACCCUGGUGGAAGUUUUUCGGACUUUUCUCUGAAUAACUCCGAAAAAGUCUUUAGAACUUUGGAAAAGUCUUUAGAACUUUAGAACUGAGUUUUUCAGAGAAAAUUCCGAAAAAUUUCCACCAGGAAAAGUUCUCAUAGAAUCCAAUCAAUUGGGUCAAAAAUCGCGUAGAAUUCAAUACGUCUUUGGAUUCUACACUUUUAAAAAUUAGCGGAGUAAAUUUGGACUGGAUGCGAAGCAGAUGAUUCUUUAUUUAAUCCCCUCGGAAGGAAAUUUACUCCGAAAGAGAGUUAUGUUUUAAUAUUGAACUCCGAAUCGAAGUAAAUGCGGAUUGAAAUAAAAUCCAGAUCACUCCGAAAUCACUCCGUUGGAGAAAUAAAUUCCCUAUUUACUCCGUAUUUUUUUUUAAACUCGGGAACUCCGGAUGGAGUGAAUUCGGAUUUGAUUAAAAUUCGUAUCUACUCCAAACUCACUUCCAAUUUUUUAGUGCAUGCGAUUUUUGGCCCGAUUGAGUCAAUUCUCCGGGAACUUUUUAAUAGGGAAUUUUCCCAAGAUAUUUGAAAAAAAAAAUUACUUACAGUUGUCAUCAAUCAGGAGUUAAAAAAAAUUUUUAAUAAAUUUCCAUAAAAUCUUCAUGUCAAUUUCAUAAUUUGAAUUUUCAAAUUUCGUAGGCUCGAAUUCCGUACCCAAUUUCGUUUGACUCCUAAUUGAUAGCAACUGUAAGUAAUUUUUUAUAGUUUUUAGCGGUUUUUUGAUUGAUAAAAUUUUAAUACGGUUAUGGAAGUUCAAGGUCAUUGGAUAUUUUUAAAAAGCGGGGGAGGGAUUGUCUGAGAAUGUCUUUAAAGUGAACAGUUAGAGGAAGUAACUUUUAUUAAUAAUAAAAUAAAAGAAAAAAAGUGAUUUUUUAAUGCGGCUAUAGCUAUAAUUGUUUGAAAAGUCAGUCAAUGGCCUAUAAAUAAUAGGCAAAUAAACUUACGAGUCUAUAGUCAAGACGUCGAGACGUUUAUAAUUAACUGACGCUAUUUAUAAACUUUUUUUAUAUUUAAAAAUUUAAACUUACGUUUUUUUAGUAUAAAUUUUUUAUAUAUUGUUAUUAUUGUACAUUAUCUAGUCAUUGAAGUAAGUAAAAAAAAAUUGUUGGCUCGAUAUUACCCUAUAAUAAUAAUUAUUAUUAUUAUUAUUAUUUGCUCGGUUUGUAUGCGUGGUAUAAAAAAUAAAAAAAUGCUCUAGCUUUUUUCUUAACUAUGUCUAAAUUUUUACAUAUCCGCUUUCAAAUUUUUAAAUACAU
Molecule: messenger RNA, 2965 nt
Organism: Microplitis mediator
Lineage: Eukaryota; Metazoa; Arthropoda; Insecta; Hymenoptera; Braconidae
Product: 15-hydroxyprostaglandin dehydrogenase [NAD(+)]-like
Exons: 5
Coding region: 458-1225 (255 amino acids)
Cellular component (GO): cytoplasm
Molecular function (GO): oxidoreductase activity, acting on the CH-OH group of donors, NAD or NADP as acceptor
Source: RefSeq, a predicted model, not a curated record